CUUCGCAGCAACUUUCCACCAGCCAGAUUUCCCAGCAAUCACCGUGGAACUCCAUCGCAAUGGCGCCAAUGAGUAACCAAAGUAUAAAUUACAGUAGUAAUUAUGGCGAGGACUUGACUGCCCGCGUCAAUGUCCUUGCCUCCUGCUAUGUCGUGGACUCUGCCGCGAACCUCAAGGGCCUCCACUACUGCACUACGGGGUACACUAAUCUUCUCUCUUCGCUGUCUCUACAGGGGCGGAGUGGUAUUCCUGAGGUCCCUUCCUCAGGCCUGCCUUCUCCUCCUUCAAGUCCCCCCCUCGCCGCACUAACCUCGUCCAACGAGCUCGCCCUUCUUCCUAAGCAGAAGAAGCGCGACAUUCCGGGCCGCCGCCUGGAGCGACGAGGGGGGGCAGCACUCAUGAUCAGGGAAGAAUGUGAGAGAUUCUUCUGUGAGACCAUGAAGACCGUGUUCCUUGGUGAGAGGAACCUGUCUACUCAUGGCUCCGGCUUGACAGGUGCUUAUUUGCAAUCGCCGCCACCAGACAACCACCUCGCGGAUCCAUUCAACCAGGGCCCGGACGAUGUUCCGGCUGGCCCGCGGAUCGAGGCCUGGAUGGAAGUCUGGGACUACGCCGGUGGAGCGAGCUUCCGCGCCUUUGUGGCUGACGAUGGGAAAGAGAAAUCACUUUUCAUCUUCUUCGACACCGAGGGCGUGCUGGGAAGAGACUUGAAAAAGGCUCUUAUGGCGCUCAUCGAACUUGCUGAUGGUCCUCUGGCAUGUAGCCAGAUUGUCACAUGUCUUGAUCGCCGCAUGCCUGCGGAAAAUGCUCACGACCUAAUCAAGAGCCUUCAAUGGGUUGGCUUCGACAUGGCCACGCUGGAUCACUGGGCACACGACCUGGACGUGACCAGCACCCAGUGGAUCUUUAUGGGUAUGGAGCUUUAGUCUCCUGCACCCAAUUACUUCUUUUCUUUAUUCGCUAUUUUUCUCUGCCCAUUCGUCAUUGAGAGAACAUAUUGCCUCGUUUCGUAACCGGAUUGAUUUCUUUUGCGACCUGCCUAUUCCGUGUUUGUAUGUGUUGAUUGUGCAUGACCAGCAGAGGGGCCAAACGGCGUUGGUAGUGAUUCCGCCUGUUUCCAUGGUUCUAUGGGCCUAGAACGGUAAUCAUACUCUUCAAAGUUUUACUUUUCUUUACGUUGGCGCUGUUGGCAUUUCUGCUUGUUGGUCAUUGUUGUUUUUGGUGCGACCUGCCUCUGAAAAAAGUGUCUACAUUUUGUUUCUUCUGCAUUUGGAGUCGCGGCUCAUAAGGAUUAGACUGUACUGGAGUAGUCCGGACGGGUUUAGGCCAAGCAGUUAUUCAGGUAGUUGCUAGUGAUGGCUUAAGAAUGGAAUAUUUUUCAAGCUUCUUUCAUACAUCUCCCACAUAAACUAUCAUUAACAUACAAGUAUCAUGUACCAUAUACAUCUUGUGAAUAUUCUAUAACAACUUUUCUCUCUCUCUGUAGCCAUCUCUAAAUCAUAGGUCUCCCUCAAAUUGUCGCACCACU
This is a messenger RNA of Trichoderma atroviride IMI 206040, 1528 nucleotides long. RefSeq lists its product as uncharacterized. The record is from RefSeq and is a predicted model, not a curated record. Gene Ontology annotation, cellular component: cytoplasm; nucleus. Gene Ontology annotation, molecular function: ornithine decarboxylase inhibitor activity. Gene Ontology annotation, biological process: positive regulation of protein catabolic process. Lineage: Eukaryota; Fungi; Ascomycota; Sordariomycetes; Hypocreales; Hypocreaceae.